Messenger RNA from Filobasidium floriforme, 2164 nucleotides. RefSeq lists its product as uncharacterized. The record is from RefSeq and is a predicted model, not a curated record. NCBI's taxonomy places the organism in Eukaryota, Fungi, Basidiomycota, Tremellomycetes, Filobasidiales, Filobasidiaceae. Bases 29 to 2164 code for a protein of 711 amino acids. The transcript has 8 exons.
UGGUGACAUACGAUUCGCACUCGGUCGUAUGGACACCACGCGAUACCACAUCUCGCACUCGAGUGUGGACGUGGAUUGCCCCGAAUUGGACUUGGGUAUAGUCAGCGUCGGCACCCAGGAUCAGGUUCGUGCUCUGCGUCUACGUACCGCUCAACCGUCCUCCACCCCGACCGGACGUCCUCGGUCGUCACUUCUUCUCCUCCUUGCCCUCAACCUUGCUCUCGACUCCUUCGAUUCGACUGGCGUCCAAGUCGGUACUACACAUCCCCUCCCCGUUCUUGCUGUUCGGCGAGUUUCGGACGACUUCGGAAGUCCAGAGGCCCCCGUGAGUCUUGUCGUCGCCGUCGUCGGAGAGAGAGUUGUGGGGUCCUCGGUCGGGCUGUCCGUGUGUAACGCGAGUGUGCGCGCCGGGAGGAUCAUCGACGAGGUUGAAUUACGUCAGGUCAUGUCGAGUCGAGUCAGGUCAGCACAUGAUUUUUUUGCCAAAAGGUGUGAACCUCACUGUACUGGUACCUCUCGAACCAAUCAAACCGGUCCUCUCCCUACUACUGCCCCUCCAGCUGAUACCACCUCUCAGCCCCCACGCCAGUACAGGCCAAUACCGCCGCUGCCUCGCAACCCAGUACCGAUCCCAAAGACGUCCAAGACCCAAGAUGGGGAGGCCGAAGGAGGCUGGUAUCUCGGCUGGUGUCUCGUUUCGAUCCGACCUAAACCCUUGAUCAAGUCGAGUGGCGAGUGGCGAGGUGGUGCUCGCAACCGUUCAAAUCUCAUGACAGUUCUCGGGUAUGGUGAUCAUGGUCGUCUAUCAUAUUCAAUACCGACGGUCGUAGCCGACACCUCUCCUGUUCCUCUACUCCUCAUCGAUACCACUUCUUACUUCUUCUCCUCCCCCCCACUCUUCGCUUCAACAGCCCGCCUGGCCUCCAACUCUUCCCUCGUCAUCCCCUCCCCCCCACUGCUCUUCGGGAGGUUCUUGACGAUCUCGCUGGACCCUAGGCCUCCGCCUGUCACUUGUCCGAACGAGAUAGGUCACCUGACUGCCGAGACCUGGUCAUAUGCCUUGGGAUUACGGAAAAAGAUGUCCCCCCAAACCCUCGGUCUGCUCGUCGCCGGCGGCCAAUCCACACGGAUGGGGAGCGACAAGGCGUUCUUGCCUUAUCCCUUGGCUCCUGGCUCCCCGACCUCUUCCACAUCUUCCACCUCUUCCACCACGACCAAAGAGGGGAUCGAGGAGCACACGGAGAGCUUAUGGAUCCACCUACUCAAGAUCUUACUUCGAGUUUGUCCGGAGGGCGUCGUUGUCAGCCAUAAUUCCAGGCAGAGUGGGAGGAUGGAACAGGAUCUCAAAGGGUUCUUGGAGGAUUCCUCAUUAUCAUCAUCGUCGUCGUCGUCGUCAUCGCCAUCUAAUUCAACCUCCUCACACAAACAACCUCAUAUCGAACUCCUCCCCGACGCCCCUCCCUACAAAGAUCUAGGCCCCGCCUCAGCCCUUCUGACCGCCCACCAAGCCCACCCAUCCGCGACCUUUUUGGUGGUAGCUGUAGACUUCCCUUUCGUCACCUUCGAUACCUUGCAACAUCUCCUCGAUCAUCAUAAUCAUAAUCACCUCCUCGACCAUCACCAGGAGCCGGGACCUUCACCUUCAUCAUCUUCAACCCCACCGGAGCCGGGACCUUCACCUUCCCCUGUGACCACCUACUUCCACCCCUUAGAUAUGCACCCCGAACCCCUGCUCAGCGUCUGGGGUCCGGAGGCGUUAAGGAGGUUGAGGAGGAACGCUAUCGAGGGGGUCACGCAGGCUGAUGGAGGGUUGAGGAGACGCACCGGGCCGUGUUUUACAGCUAAGGAGUUGUGGAAGGAGAUCGUGGCCUUCGAAGCUGAGGAUAAAACAGGCAGUAAUCGAGUCGAUGAACAAGCGAACGUCAAUCUCAACAUCCCUGAGCGUGGUCAAAGCCAAAAGAAAUCCAACUCCAACCACAAAGCCAACCCCAAGGACAAGCCCAAGCCCAAAGAUGAGCUCCCACCCGCUAUCAUCACACGCUUCGGCGUCCUCCCCAAAACCGAGGGAGAGUUGAGGAAUACGAACACUAGGGAAGAGUGGGAUGCGGCUGUGGAGGAGUUGAAGGCGGGGUAUGGUCUUACCGGGGAGGCUGGGAGAGGUUGA